Molecule: messenger RNA, 2343 nt
Organism: Dermatophagoides pteronyssinus (European house dust mite)
Lineage: Eukaryota; Metazoa; Arthropoda; Arachnida; Sarcoptiformes; Pyroglyphidae
Biological process (GO): neuropeptide signaling pathway
Cellular component (GO): plasma membrane
Molecular function (GO): neuropeptide receptor activity
Source: RefSeq, a predicted model, not a curated record
UGUAGAAAAUGAAUCAUACAAAUCAUCAUCAUCAUCAACAUCAUCAUCAACAACAACAACAACAACAUCAUCAUAAUCAUCAUCAUCAUCAUCAUUCAGAUUCGAUACAUACUAUGUCGACUACAACAACAACAACAUCAGAAUUGGAUACAAUUACAAAUAAUAAUAUUUAUUAUAACAAUGAUAAUAAUGAUAAUAAUAAUUAUAAUUAUAAUAUAAAUAAAAUGAAUGAAACUGAUCAUGAAUUAUUGGAAUUAUUAUUGGGACCAGUUCGUGAUCCAUUAGGUACUGUUGUACCAAUGUCAAUAUUAUAUAUUGUUUUAUUAACAACCGGUACAAUUGGUAAUGUUUGUACUUGUAUUGUAAUUGCACAUAAUCGUUAUAUGCAUACGGCAACAAAUUUUUAUCUAUUUUCAUUGGCUAUUUCUGAUCUAUUAUUAUUAAUACUUGGCUUACCACAAGAAUUAUUUUUAUUAUGGCAAAAAUAUCCAUAUAUUUUUGGUGAAUUUUUUUGUGUUGUACGCGGUCUAUCAUCGGAAACAUCAACAAAUGCAUCAAUAUUAACAAUAACAGCAUUUACUGUUGAACGUUAUGUUGCUAUUUGUCAUCCAUUAAAAUCACAUACAAUGUCACAAUUACCACGAGCUAUUAAAACAAUAUUGGUGAUAUGGGCUGUUAGUGCUAUUUGUGCCUUGCCUGUAGCCUGGCAAUUUGGUAUCAUUUUCAUGAUCAAUAAAACAUCAACAUUACGAAACAUAUCUCGACAAUGUGGUAUGAAAGUUAUUUAUAUGCAAUAUGGUUUUGAAACAUCAGCAAUCGUAUUUUUUCUUGUACCAAUUACAUUGAUUACCAUAUUAUAUGUAUUGAUUGGUAUUAAUCUUCGUAGAAGUUCACAACAACAUCAAAGUAUUAUAUUGACUAUAAAUCGUGAACAUUAUCAACAACAACAACAACAACAAAAUAAUAAUAAUAAUCAACAGCAACAUUAUACAAUUACAAAAAAUGAUCAUCCAAAUAAUCAAUUAUUAACAUCGAAUGCAUUAACGACAACUACGACAACGACGGCAACGGCAACAACAUCAACAUUAAAACCAUCAUCAUCAGCACGUGAAUUAUCAACUAUGAAUUAUUCGAAUUCGAAUCAAAAAGAUAUGAAUAAUAAUAUGAAUAGCCAUCAUCAUCAUUCGAAUCAAAAUCUACAAAAUCAACAAUCAUCGACGACAACAGUAACAACAAAUCAUCGAUCAAGUAUUCUAUAUCAACGUAAUAAUUCUAUUUCAAGUUCUUAUCAGAAACAGAUUGCCUCAAGAAGAUCAGUCAUACGGAUGUUAGUGGCCGUUGUAAUAGCCUUCUUUUUUUGUUAUUCACCAUUUCAUGCUCAACGUGUAUUAGCUACAUCGAUGCAUCGUUAUAAAAUACAAUCAUCAACAAUACAUUAUGUUUAUGUAUUAUUAACACAUAUUUCGGGUAUUACCUAUUAUUUAUCAGCAACAAUAAAUCCAAUAUUAUAUCAAUUAAUGUCAAGAAAAUUUCGUUUAGCAUUUAAAGAUACAUUUGGUAAUUGUUGUCCUUGUUGGCGACCAUCAAUGCCCGAAAUAACAUAUAAUUAUAUGAAUAUUGUUGGACCAGUUAGUGGUGGUGGUUCAACAUAUCAACUAAAUCGUAUACCAUCAUUUCAAAAUAAUUAUCAAUAUCGUCGGCCAUCAAGUUUUACAAAUAUUGAUCAUCCUACACAACAUUUACGUAAUCAUUCAUCAAUGAAAUCAAUACAUUCAUUUGAUCCAAUUAUAAUAUCACCAACAACAGGUAAAGCUAUUUUAGGUGAACCAACACCACCACGAACACCAUCAUCAAUUUUACAAUUUCGUUUGGAUUGUCAAGAAAAUGAAUCAAUAUCCGAUUCAAUGUCAACAACAACAGGAAUUGAAAAAAAUAUUGAUCAACAUAAUAAUACGAUUAAUACUAAUACGGAUAUAAAUCAAAACAAUGAUGAUGUUAAUAUUGCAAUGCAUAGUAACAAUGAACAACAAUCAUCCAAAUCAUCAUCAUCACAUUCAACAACAACAACAACAUUGGUAAAAUUUAAACAAUUUCUUGAAGUACCUUCGGUAAAAUUCUAGUCUGCGAUUCAUUCAUGCAAAAAAAUAUACACACACACAUAGCAAACAGACAACAACAACAACAAAAUGAAAUGAAAUGCUUCAUCGAUCCGGAUAUAUGGAUACGGUAUAUAAUUUUUUUUUGUUUUGUUUUGUUUUGUUUGUUGGCCAAGAAUCAAAUGAAACAAAUUUUUGCUUAACAUUACAUACAUUAUUGAACAAAUAUUAUCGAUUCUUAUCGAUA